This is a messenger RNA of Blastocystis hominis, 973 nucleotides long. Its product is annotated as Fibrillarin. The transcript is spliced from 6 exons. Gene Ontology annotation, biological process: rRNA methylation; box C/D sno(s)RNA 3'-end processing. The coding region runs from base 1 to 909 and encodes 302 amino acids. Gene Ontology annotation, molecular function: rRNA methyltransferase activity; histone H2AQ104 methyltransferase activity; RNA binding. The record is from RefSeq and is a predicted model, not a curated record. Gene Ontology annotation, cellular component: box C/D methylation guide snoRNP complex; small-subunit processome. Lineage: Eukaryota; Bigyra; Opalinata; Blastocystidae.
AUGUAUUUGACUGUUCAAACGUUAUCACAUGAUGGUUCGAGAGGAAGGGGUGGCUUCUCGGGAAGUCGCGGAGGACGAGGUGGUAGCCGUGGUGGUGGCCGCGGAGGCGCUCGAGGUGGAGGUAGAGGAGGUGCUCGUGGAGGACGAGGUGGCGCCCGCGGAGGACGAGGAGGAGCGCGCGGAGGAAUGAGAGGAGGAGCUAAAGUGACUAUCGAGCCCCAUAAAUUCAAAGGUGUCUAUAUAGCCCAUUCGUCUAAGGAGGACGUUUUGUGCACAUUAAACUUUGCUCCGGGAAAAACGGUGUAUGGAGAGAAGAAGAUCUCUGUGGACGUGCCUGGAACCAUCGGCGAGAAGAAGGAGUACAGACAGUGGAAUCCUUUCCGUUCUAAGCUGGGUGCUGCCGUUAUCGGUGGUAUUCGUAAUAUCUACAUGCAGCCCGGUAGCAAGGUCCUUUAUCUGGGAGCUGCAUCAGGCACAACCGUAUCUCACGUCUCCGAUAUCGUGGGUCCCACCGGUCUCGUCUACGCGGUGGAGUUCGCCCAUCGUCCGGGUCGUGAUCUGAUCAAUGUGGCGAAGACGCGUCCGAACAUCGUUCCGAUCAUCGAGGAUGCGCGCCAUCCGCUGAAGUACCGCAUGCUGGUGGGCAUGGUGGACACGAUCUUCGCGGAUGUGGCGCAGCCGGACCAGGCGCGUAUCGUGGGAAUCAACGCGAAGUACUUUUUGAAAACGGGCGGGCACUGCGUGAUCUCCAUCAAGGCCAGCUGCAUCGACUCCACCGCCUCUGCGGAGGCCGUGUUUGCCGCUGAGGUGCAGAAGCUGCGCGAAGAGAAGUUCAAGCCGCUGGAGCAGCUGACGCUGGAGCCGUACGAGCGUGAUCACGCGAUGGUGACGGGCGAGUACCGACCGUAGAGCAGCGAUGGAGAGAGGAAGAGACGAGUCGUGGAGGAACGUAGAUAGCCGAACCCUGUUGUUU